Molecule: messenger RNA, 4248 nt
Organism: Zalophus californianus (California sea lion)
Lineage: Eukaryota; Metazoa; Chordata; Mammalia; Carnivora; Otariidae
Gene: PPP1R16A
Product: protein phosphatase 1 regulatory subunit 16A
Exons: 11
Coding region: 928-2508 (526 amino acids)
Cellular component (GO): cytoplasm
Molecular function (GO): protein binding; phosphatase regulator activity; enzyme inhibitor activity
Source: RefSeq, a predicted model, not a curated record
UGGCUGAAUAUUCCACCGUAUGGAUAGACCAAGUUUAUCUUUUCAUUUGCUGGUGGACAUUUGAGUUUCUGCUUUCUAGCUGCUGUGAAUCAUGUUGAACAUUGGCGCGUAGAUAUGCUAGUGGGAGCCACCUGCUGUCUGCAGCCUGAUCAACUGCUCUUCAGAAGGAGGCCCUCUGGAGACACAGCAGCCAGGCCUGCCGUGCCCUUGGCACCCUGGCUGCUUAGACAGUCUCACUGCUGGGCACUGGGGGCUGAGACCGCAGGACUCUGAGGGCACACCCUGCCCUGGCGUCUCUGUGGCUGGGGGCCCGCCCUCUGGCCACACCUCCCUGUUAGCAUUGAUGCACUGACCCUGGAAGACUGAUGAGAGAGGGGAGGAAAGGCCAGGCCAUGGCUGCUCCCAGACCCCACCCAGGAUCCUGAGGUCUGGAAGGGGAGGGGGCUUCUAGAACUCCCACGGGCUCCCAGGGGCCUCUGCCCAUUGCCUUGCCCUCCCUUCGCCCUCACUGAAGUGCCUGGACACGGCAACGUUGUUAUCUGGGUAAUUAGCUUCAGACCCUGGACUGAGGCUGGCCAGGUCCUGGGCUGCUUCCCACAGGCUGUGCACCCUGACCCCAAGAGGGAGGUGAGCUCCUGUCUGCUGAGCAGCCGAGGUGUCAGGGCUCUUGAGAGGCAGGCUGUGGGCACCCUCCCACACUGCCCUUUCUGCCUGGGGCCCGUGUCCCUCAGGACUGCCUGGGCCUGGUUGUGGCGUGGGGCCUUGUGACCCAGCCUUGCCUAGGGCAGAGGGCACCGCCAAGCCUUAGGGAGGGGAUGCCCCCACGGGUGCUGGUCCAGCCUGCUGUCCCACUCCUGAGGCCCAGUCUGGCCCCUGUGCUCCCUGGUCUGGUGCCCCGAGCCGCCCCCCCGGCAGGUAGCCCCCGCCAUGGCCGAGCACCUGGAUCUGCUGGCAGAGAUGCCCAUGGUGGGCAGGAUGAGUACGCAGGAGCGGCUGAAGCACGCGCAGAAGCGGCGUGCCCAGCAGGUGAAGAUGUGGGCCCAGGCUGAGAAGGAGGCCCAGGGCAAGCAGGGCCACCGGGAGCAGCUGUGGAAGGAGGCAGCCCGUGGCAGGCCACAGAAGCGGGUCCUUUUCCCUCCCAGUGUCACCCUUCUAGAGGCUGCUGCCCGAAAUGACCUGGAAGAAGUCCGCCAGCUCCUUGAGAGUGGGGUCAGCCCCAACCUGGCCAAUGAGGAUGGCCUGACGGCCCUGCACCAGAGCUGCAUUGAUGACUUCCGGGAGAUGGUGCAGCAGCUCCUAGAGGCUGGGGCCAAGGUCAAUGCCCGCGACAGUGAGAGCUGGACACCCCUGCAUGCUGCGGCCACCUGUGGCCACCUGCACCUGGUGGAGCUGCUCAUUGCCCGUGGUGCCGACCUCCUGGCCGUCAACACUGAUGGAAACAUGCCUUAUGACCUCUGUGAGGAUGAGCAGACGCUGGACUGCCUGGAGACAGCCAUGGCCAGCAGCGGCGUCACCCAGGACCGCAUUGAGGGGGCCCGGGCGUUGCCGGAGCUGUGCAUGCUGGACGACAUCCGCAGCCUGCUGCAGGCGGGAGCCGACAUCGAUGUCCCCCAGGACCACGGGGCCACGCUGCUACACAUCGCAGCUGCCAAUGGGUUUGGCGAGGCAGCUGCCCUGCUGCUGGAGCACCGGGCCAGCCUGAGCGCCAAGGACCAGGACGGCUGGGAGCCGCUGCACGCCGCAGCCUACUGGGGCCAGGUGCAUCUGGUGGAGCUGCUCGUGGCACACGGGGCCGACCUGAAUGGGAAGUCUCUGAUGGACGAGACGCCUCUCGACGUGUGCGGGGACGAAGAGGUGCGGACCAAGUUGCUGGAGCUGAAGCACAAGCAUGACGCGCUCCUGCGCGCCCAGGGCCGCCGGCGCUCUCUGCUGCGCCGCCGCACCUCGAGCGCGGGCAGUCGGGGGAAGGUGGUGAGGAGGGUGAGCCUGACCCAGCGCACCAGCCUGUACCGCAGGGAGCAUGCCCAGGAGGCCAUUGUGUGGCAGCAGCCACCGCCCACUAGCCCAGAGCCACCCGAGGAGGACGAGGAUGGCCGGACGGACGCGGAGCUGCGACCCACGCCCAACGAGCAGGAGGACGACCCCGAGUUGGCCAGGCCGCACAAUGGCCUAGUUGGAGGCACCCCAGGGCGGCACCUGUACUCCAAGCGGCUGGACCGGAGCGUCUCCUACCAGCUGAGCCCCCUGGAGAGCAGCACCCCCGAUGCCCUGGUCCGGGCCAAGGCCCACCACACGCUGGCGGAGCUGAAACGCCAACGAGCUGCUGCUAAGCUGCAGCGUCCCCUGCCUGAAGGACCUGAGGCCCCUGAGCCUGGCUUGCCUGCGGACGCCGAGAACCCCCAGCCAGAGUGCAGCUCCGGGGCUGGUGGAGAUCCGCCCCUACUGAAGCUCACAGCACCCUCAGAGGAGGCCCCCAUGGAGAAGAGGCCCUGCUGCCUGCUCAUGUGAGGGGCUGGCACCCAGAGUCACAGAGUCCUGUUGUCAGGCCCCACUGCAGGCUGCCACGGGGUCCCUGCUCUGGAGACCCCGGUGUGUGCCCUGGUGCUGCUGCUGGGGGAUAGCCCGUGCAGGGCCUCCCCCGUUCCCCCCAUCCGAGGGUGCCAGCUUCCUUGCUCAGGGAUGAACCUCUGGCGGAGGCCCUCCUGGGGGUUACCUGGCUGCAGAGACCUGGUUUCAUCGUAUGACUCUUGAUAAAGGGCUGUUCUGCCACCUGCCUUGUUGUGUGUGUCAGCAGGGCCACUGUCCUGAGAGUGGGGAAGCUGUUGUGUUGCUGCUUCUGGAUGUGCCUGUCCCUGUUCGGGGGCCUGUAGGUGCUUGCUUGUGGCUGCCUGGCCCUGCGUGGGAGUGAGGCCCCCUGCCGCUGGGCAAGAAGCCUGGCCUGUGCUGCAGCCUGCUUCCCUGCCUUCCCAGCCUCCUGGAGGCUCCUCUGUAACUCUUUCCUUUCCUGGGAGGAGCCGGGAGCUCUGGAAGGACAUUCCUUGGGGGUCAGGGCUGGGGGUAUCCAUGCCAGAGGGGCAGGGAUCCUGGCUUGGAAGGGGAGGGGGCUUUCCACAAGACUCUUGAGCCGCAGAGGGUAGAAUCUGUACAAGGCUGGAGUCAGGAACCUCCCUGGGGGAUGAGUCCCCUGUUCCUGGCAUGUAGCCCUGGUUCUGGGGCCUGGCUGCCAGCCUCCAACUGGGCUGGCAAAGGGGGCCAGCGGUUGGCCGCCCAGAUUCUGAGCCGGCUGGGCACAAUGUGUCAGGGUGACAGGGGCCCCUUAGGGGCCUCGAGUGGAAGGGCUGAGGGCACCGCUAGCUCAUUUGCCCAUGGUGGGCAGCUCUGCGUGGCACCGGUGCUGGUCACCUCCCCUGCCCGGCGGGCACUGACGCAGUCGGCCCCGUGUCUGCAGGGCCCAGCCUUUCCUGAGCAUCAUUGGCUGGAGGGGUGUUCUCAGCAGGGCUGGGGAGGGCCAGGGGAGGGGCUGCAGGUUAAAUUUAGCGUGUGGGGCAGUGCAGUUGCCAAGGUCCACCUGCUAACACACUUGGGCCUUGCUGCCAGGGCUGGGAGGGGGCUGGCUCUGCCUGGGGCUGGGACCAUAUAAACUCGUGCUCUGGCCUGGGCGUGGCAUAGGCCACCCUCAGGCCUGACCAGCUGCCCACAGCCUCUCUGAGGGCUGGCUCCUUGACCUUCCGCUCAGACUCAGAUGUCAGCAGCUGGGGUAGCCACCCCUGGGCAUGGCCUAUCAGCUCCCUUAGGGGCCUGGGGAGGUGGGGCUCCGAGGGCCUAUCACAGCUCCCUUCCCACUAUCUCUGCCAAUCAGGAGCAACGGGAGGGGAGCUUAGGUCACCCUGCCUGUGGUGUGGCCCCAAGGGCAGCUCCAGGCUGGCGCACGGUGAAAGGGCACAACGGCAGCCCAGAGCAGCCAAGGUGUCCGAGGGCCCAGAGCCGCCCUACCCUGUCACACCACAUCCCAACCCAGAGACUCCGGCCUCCACCAAUUGCUGGUCUGGGGCCAAGGUCCAACCGCAGGGCUCCUGCAGCCUGUGGGCCAUGGUUGCCAGCCCAGGAGGGGCUGGCCAGAUGGAACCCCGCAUCUGAGCUUUCGCUCCCCUCCCCCAGUAACGCCAGAAUUCUAUAGAGGCCUGACUCAGUUACCUGGGAGACAGGCCUGCCGGCCCAAGCAAAGAUGGGGGGCCUGAGAGGGCUAGG